Ctenopharyngodon idella (grass carp) is the source of this 3022-nucleotide messenger RNA. It is a transcript of the gene fam13c, whose product is annotated as family with sequence similarity 13 member C. Lineage: Eukaryota; Metazoa; Chordata; Actinopteri; Cypriniformes; Xenocyprididae. The record is from RefSeq and is a predicted model, not a curated record.
GCUAAGGGGCUUGCUGACGCCAGAAGACCCCCCUUCCUUUUCUCUCUCUCUCUCUUGCACGCUCCCUUUUUUCCACCUAAAAGAGUGGCAUGAAUAAUCCAUGCCAGAUAAAGAACUGCAGCAGAGAGGGACGUGAUCACAAGCCUCGUUUGUGCACGUAAGCACACCCUCGGACACACGCGCGUGUAUCGCAAGCAGGGCUGAUGGAGGCAGAGCAGAGGGGCGUGUGAGACUGCAGUGGCAUCCUUCCUUUCCGUUUGACGUGUGCUGAACAAUCUUCCUCUUACGCUCCAAGAGCUGAAGCCGGCAUGUUCUGCUUCUGCCUGCAGGGCUCUCUGCUGAAGCUCCAGGCUCUGGAGGGAGACUCCAGCCCUUCUUCAGACCCCUCUCCUGAAGACAGUCCACCCAGCCUGGGAUUCAAAGACGAAAUAUUGCUUCCUUCAUGCAAUGGCGUUGGGAAAGAGCACAGCCCACCAGACUGUAGGCUGGCAGAGGGUGACUGUAGCAGUGAUCUCCAGCAGAGCCCGGGGCCCAGUCGACUCAUCCAGCACAUCACAGACGACAACAGCCCCCUGCCCUCCCCACGCUGCUCCAGCCUCAGCCAGAGCCAACGCUUCAACACAGACCCUGAAUCUGCCCCGUCUCCACCCUGCGCACAGCAUCUGAUCAUGGCUCGUGGGGUUGUUAGAACGGAGGUUCCUGGAGACGCUAAGGAAGCUACUUCCAUCCCUCUCCUCGCCAAACACAUCCAAACACUCAAGAGGAAAAUACGCAAGUUUGAGGAGCGCUUUGAGCAAGAAAUGAACUAUAAGCCUUCACAUAAUGAUAAAUCAGCCAAUCCGGAGGUUUUCAAUCUCAUGAGUGAACUAGCCAGGUCUCGCAAGCAGCUCAAAGAUCUGAAGCUUAGACAGUCAUUUGAGGAAUCUCGGAGAUAUGAGAACGGCCAGUCCACAGAUAUCUGCAAGUACACUAACAGCCAGCAGGAGACGCCAGAGCAGCAGCCUCAGCAGCACAAGCCCUCUCUGGAGGAGACAGUGGACGGGCUCCUGAAACGACUACGGGAGAAACGCCAGGCCCUCGGCCUCCCAGACAACAUGAAGGAGAUGACCCAAAGACAGAUGGCCCUGGAGAAGAUCACUCUGCAAAAAUGUCUGCUGUAUUUUGAAAGCUUGCACGGCCGCCCUGGUACCAAACAAGAGAGAAACCUGGUGAAACCUCUCUACGAUAGAUACCAGAUGGUGAAACAUCUCCUGUGUGCGACUCCCACUAUCACAACAAUAGAAGAAGAAGAAGGGUCAGAUGAUGAUUCCGUUCGGUACACACCCCCACCCAUGUGCCUCACUGAUAAGAGAGGUUGUGGGGAGGAAGAGGGAGACAGCGACACGGCCUUUGUAUCUCCGCUGGAUGAGAUCAAGACAGUGAGACAGCCAGCCAUAACCAUGUCCAACCUCCACGAGGCCUCCAGGUCUGAGUUGCUGGAUUGUUUGCGUGAGACCCGAGCCGAGAAGAAGAGACGGCGUAAAGCCAUCAGAGAGUUCGAAGAGCAGUUCUUCAGACAGAUGGGAAGAACCGCACAAAAAGAUGACCGAAUCCCCAUGGCCGAGGAGUACCAGGAGUACAAAAGUCUCAAAGCCAAAAUACGCUUACUGGAAGUGUUGCUCAGCAAACAGGAAACCACAUAGACUGAGUUAAAGAGAUUCUUUCUGCCUUUCAGUAAUGAACCCAAUGUUUGGACCAAAUGGAGUUUUUACAUUUGACAUAAUUGUGCCAUAAUGAUGCUAAAAUGCACUUUAAUAUAAUUUCUGACCACAUUGGAAGUCCUAGACUCAAUGGGUUGGGCCGAACCGAUCAAGGCCUUUAACAAAAACGCAGUGUGCGAUCUCUGUGCUGUGUACAGAGCAAGACGGCUCGAUACAAACCUCAUUCAGAUUUCAAAGGGCAAAAGGAAAUAUCUAUGUAUAUCUAGAGUAUUCAUCUAUGUUUAUGGAAUAUGGCACUUUAUUUUUGGAGAUUUUUUUAACCAAAGUCGAAUCAUAUGCAAUUUUCACGUUCUCUUGCUCUCGUUUGAAGCUAGUUUAUGAUUCUAAUUAGGAACAUGGUGACAUUAUGCACACUAAUGAGGAUCCAUGAUUCUCCCUGGCUAGACGGAAUUUCUAGCCUGUCAAAUAAUGCAACACUCUAGAUAGAAAACAACUCGGAGCACUUAAAAUAAUGGUUUUAUGCAAAUUUCAGUCCCUAACAUAUAAAUACAGCAGCAACCAACCAUAAUUGUACACAUUGUAUGAACUAACACAAGUUAAUUGUUUAUUUACCAUAUAUUUCUCUCGCAUGAAAAAGGGAGCACAAACUGAGACAAACUACCCAGAAUUAAAAAGGUUCUCCCAGAAGAAAGAGCUAAGGACUGUAUUUUGAAUGACUAUUUUGUUCAAAAAGAUGUUAAAGUACGGUACGUGGCCAUCACAGAGCACAGUUUUCCUCCUAUACAUAAAGAACAAAUCAUGAUAUAUUAAGCCAGUGGUUAAAUAUGAACACUGACUAAUCACAUUGUACGCUAAAAACAAUACUGAAGCCCAAAGCAGGGGAUAUGUUCAUGAGAAGCGGAUGUGCGCUUUAAGUGCAAUUCUGCUCAAGUAGCUACUCUCUGGAAACGAAACAAUCAAUAUCUUUCCUUUCCGACGGCUCUACUGCAAUGAACUAUUACAAUCUUUGUGUAGUGUCUUUGCAUGCCAACCAGCGUAAACUGUUGAAUUGUGCUACAAUCAGGUGUGGUUAUUCUGUCAUGUUAUCGUUGUCCCAGACUUUAUUUGCUGUAUACAUCCACAAUGACAAAUGUAGCUUUUGAAUGUUAGCUAUAGUGCACGUAAUUCUACAUUGGUUUAUACAGUAAAUAUAUAUAAUUAUCUAUAUAUAUUUGCUUUAUCGUGUACCUAUUCUUUUCCAUCACCAAAGUCCUCUGUAUUGUGCACUUCUGGUUCUGUCCAUUUUCUAUUCACCAGUUAAAAAAUAAAUAUUUUUCUAUCUA